AUGUCUUCCGAACGUCCGGCGAAGAGAGUGAGACAGGCUUGUGAGCCAUGCAGGCGCAAAAAGUCACGAUGCCCAGGAGAACAACCAAUCUGUUCUCAUUGUUCGCGACUAGGCCAGACGUGCUUCUAUGCCGAUGAAAGGCAACAGAGCGAGCGUCGUAGCACACCGCCUACUCGCACGCAUCUCCCACCAUCAUCAGAGGGGAGAUUGGAAGAUCGACUAAAGCUGGUCGAGUCGCAGCUUGCAGAAGUCCUUGCACACCAAGGACAUCCGCGCAGGAGUGUUUCCCAGCUGCCACAAUCUCCAAUUAUUUCCUCCAGCCAAUUUUAUGCCAGACAGGAAACCCCCCAACACGCUGACAGUGCUCUACCCUCAUGGAACAUUAUCCUCGCAGCUGCAAAGACAUAUCUCCAAUUCUGUGACUGUCAGCCACUACCACUUUUUCACCGUGCCACCUUCCUGCAAACACUGCAGCAGCGUGACCCAGAAGUCUUGUGCUCCAUAUUGGCGCUGGCUCUUCGAUUCGAAGAACAUGGAACUGUUUCUGGUGGGUAUGAGGAGGCAGCUCGGAACAGAAUUUCGAAGAGAGUCUUCGAAGGCAGAGUCGAACUUUCCACAAUUCAGGCUCUCUGUCUCUUGACCCUUGUAGACUUUUCAGAUGGCAACACCAGGCGGGCAAGCUUCAAUUGCAGCUUGGCUAUGAGUCUAGCUCACAAUGCAGGCUUGACUUCAGAACCUCACCCAGAUCUCUACGAUCGCGAAAGGGAAGAACGACGACGAUGUUUCUGGAGCCUCUUCCUCCUGAAGAGGCUUCACGGGGCUGACUUCAUGAUACUCGACUUUUCAGCUGAAGACAACUUCCCUUGGUAUCCCGAAACAACAGGCGAUUCUUUCAAUUCAAGUCUGCGCUCAAACCCCGAGGCAAUCGAGCAUCCAGACAAAGGUAUCGUCGCAUAUGCCAUCCAAUUGAGUGAAGUGUGGUUCAAAAUCACUAGAUACGCUCGUCGUCGUGGAAAGCCAAACGCUCAACCUCCUUGGGCUUCUCAGUCUGAUUAUGCCACGAUUCUAGCCCAUCAGAUGGACUUCGAAACGAGGAUGCCCUACAUUCACCGCUUUGAACCUGCCAAGUUCUCCCAAAAGACAGUGGAGCAGCUGAACUCCAAUCGUGAUUACUGGGGACCGUGGCUUUUCGUCCAAUUCCUUUAUCACACCAACUUAUGCCUCCUAAAUCACCCCCUCUUGCUGUCACUCAGACUUCGAAACUUCAAGUGUGUCAUACCAGAAAUCUUUCUUCAGCACACAGCCGAUCUCAUAUCAUCACAUGCCUCUUGGAUCAUCAACUUCAUUGACAUGUUGGAAGCCAAGCCUUUCAAGGUCACAGAUCCUUUUCUGGGGCACUGUGUGGCGAUCGUCUCUACUAUCUACCUACAAGAGAGCUUUGUUGAAGAUGCUGGUACGAGAGAAGAGAAGCAAGCUUGUUUUGAGAAAUGCUUGAAGUUCAUUAGAGGCUUUGGGCCGCAAUGGCCACAUCUAGACAGGAUAGCAAUGAAACUUCAGAAGCUUGCAGAAACCGUCUCAUCUACAUAUGUUGCUAGUGAAGAGCACAUUCGACAGAACAGAAAGCUGUUGAUUGACCUUGGGCAAUUCUUCGAAGUACUGGAGUAUUCAGCAUCCAGUGAGAUGCCGGGAAUCGCGGGACAACUAUUCGGCCCAUCCCUACAGACCAGUCUCUUAACUUCAAGAACCGAAAUGGCGCAGACCUCCGUCCUUCCGACACCAACGAGAGUUGAAAGACAAGAAUUUGGGAACUCAACUCCAGCACCAAGCGCUCAACAAACCCCGAUGGACACAAACUUUGUGAGAUUGCCGCAAGAUAACCUCUUAGCUUACUCGGAUGAUGAGCUCGCAGUCCUAGCUGAAAACUUCUUCCAUCAAAGGCAAGAUCUCGACGGCAAUGUUAAUUGGUGGAAUUCUCAAUUCUGA
Molecule: messenger RNA, 1983 nt
Organism: Mollisia scopiformis
Lineage: Eukaryota; Fungi; Ascomycota; Leotiomycetes; Helotiales; Mollisiaceae
Exons: 6
Coding region: 1-1983 (660 amino acids)
Biological process (GO): DNA-templated transcription; regulation of DNA-templated transcription
Cellular component (GO): nucleus
Molecular function (GO): DNA binding; DNA-binding transcription factor activity, RNA polymerase II-specific; zinc ion binding
Source: RefSeq, a predicted model, not a curated record